CUAGAGAAAGUUUGCAUAGUGGGCCUAUAUUGCUGAGAAAGAAGAAUGUGCCUAUUGGAAACAAUCCAGGAGACAGCCCUAACAAAGGUAAAAAGUAUUGUAGAUGUAUCAAAGAUGAAUUUCAACAGGACCAUCACCUAAUGAGAUUCAUCAAAGUAAGAAACUGCCUUUAAGAAACUUCCUUUGAGAUACAUGCGUUCUUGAAGAAGUCCCUCAAAUAGUGAUGUGUAUUAGGUGCAACUUGUGGAGUUGAAUCAAACUAAGUUGAAAAAGGAGUAUCUUUAAUUUUCUCAGCCUUCAUAGAAGAGGAAAUGCAGACGGGUCAUUGGAGGGCUCUUCUUUCUUCUUCUACUCUGCUGAAGGGUAACUCCCCAUCCCAACUUCCUCAAACCUCUGAUGAGCUGCUGCCGCUCGACUCUGAAGUGCAUUCUUUUUUUGAUGAGAGGCAUCUCUAGGUACCAACCCUGACCUGGUCCUCAUGCUGCCAAGGCUGUUGCUGUUGAUCUGUGCUCCACUCUGUGAAGCCAUUGAGCUGUUGCUGAUAGCCAGCCCCUCCCGCCCCACAGAGGGGAGCCCGGUGACCCUGACCUGUAAGAUGCACUCUCUACAGACAUUAAAUGCCCAGUUCCAAUUCUGCUUCUUCAGAGAUUCCAGGGCCUUGGGCCAGGGCUGGAGCAGCUCCCCCAAGCUCGAGAUCACCGCCAUGUGGAAAGAAGACUCAGGGUCUUACUGGUGCCAGGCACAGGCAAUGCCAUCCAAAGUCCUGAGGAGCCCGAUAUCCCAGAUAAACGUGCAAAGAAUCCCUGUCGCUGAUGUGAGCUUGGAGACUCAGCCCCCAGGAGGACAGGUGAUGGAGGGAGACAGGCUGGUCCUCAUCUGCUCAGUCGCUAUGGGCACAGGAAAUAUCACCUUCCUUUGGUACAAAGGGGCCACAGGUUUAAACCUUCAGACAAAGACCCAGCGUUCACUGACAGCAGAGUAUGAGAUCCCUACAGUGAGGGAGAGCGAUGCUGAGCAAUAUUACUGUGUAGCCGAAAAUGGCUAUGAUCCCAGCCCCAGUGGGCUGGUGAGCAUCACUGUCAGAAUUCCGGUGUCUCGCCCCAUCCUCACACUCAGGGCUCCCAGAGCUGAGGCUGUGGUGGGGGAUGUGCUGGAGCUUCACUGUGAGGCCCAGAGAGGCUCUCCCCCAAUCCUGUACUGGUUUUAUCAUGAGGAUGUCACCUUCGGGAGCAGCUCGGCCCCCUCUGGAGGAGGAGUCUCCUUCAACCUCUCCCUGACUGCAGAACAUUCUGGAAACUACUCCUGUGAGGCCAAGAAUGGCCUGGGGGCCCAGCGCAGUGAAGCAGUGACACUCGACUUCAUAGUGCCCACAGGAGACAGAAGCAAUCAUAUUACCUCAAGAGUCAUUGAGGGGCUGCUUGGCACCCUUGGACCUGUCACCGUGGCCUUAUUAUUUUGCUAUGGCCUCAAAAGAAAAAUAGGAAGACGUUCAGCCAGGGAUCCACUCAGGAGUCUUCCCAGCCCUGUACCCCAAGAGUUCACCUGCCUCAACUCAAACUCACCUACCCCAGGGCAGCUACAGCCUGUAUAUGAAAAUGCGAAUGCUGUACGUGGGGACGAGGUUUAUUCAUUGGUGUACUAUAACCAGCAGUCAGCAGCAGAAACCCCAGGGGCACAUAGGGAGGACAAGGUUUCCAUAGACAUCUAUGCCAGGCCGAGGAAAGCAAGCAUUACAGAUGUGGACUAUGAAGACGCUGUGUAAGGUUAUGGAAAAUUCUGCUCUUUGAAAACCAUCCAUGACACCAAGCCUCAGACCUGAUAUGUUCUUCAGCGAUCCUGGAGCAUCAGCUUUCUGGUAUAUCUCUUCCGGGUGCCAUUCUCCAACGGGAACUUUGUUAUCAGAACCAGAUUCCUGCUGCCUCCUUUGAGAACAGGUCAAAUUAUGCUUCUCUGUUUACAAGACUAAACAAGAUGGAAUAAAAGAAAUUGGGAUCUUGGGGUGGAGGCACAGUGAAGCUUAGAGCACAUGAACUCAAGGUUCGUGAUUCUGCAGGACUCCUCAGUAGAGAGCUGUGCCCAUCAUUAGGUCUAAGCGCUUUCUCUGCCCAGGCAACACAGAACUCCAGCCCUGCCACUUACAUGGAUUGUCGUGUUUCCAUCUAAAAUAGGACUCUAUUUAUUUUGAGUCAUUGUUACCAAUUUAUAUUUAAAACAAAGGUACAUAAAAAGUUAUUGUGAUUACACUUAAUUUGACCUAUUUUGUAUAUAUAGGCCAACCUAUACUGCAUCCAAAAUUAUCUAUUACAGCCUCUAAACGUUUUAUGAAUACAGUGUGUCUUCUUUGAGUCACA
This is a messenger RNA of Sapajus apella (tufted capuchin), 2351 nucleotides long. It is a transcript of the gene FCRL1, whose product is annotated as Fc receptor like 1. Gene Ontology annotation, molecular function: transmembrane signaling receptor activity. The coding region runs from base 479 to 1762 and encodes 427 amino acids. The record is from RefSeq and is a predicted model, not a curated record. Gene Ontology annotation, biological process: cell surface receptor signaling pathway. Lineage: Eukaryota; Metazoa; Chordata; Mammalia; Primates; Cebidae. The transcript is spliced from 11 exons.